GCAGCGCGCAGCAUCCCGAUCCAGCACCGCUGCUCCCCGCACCUCGAGUAGCGUCCCCCCCUCGCCGGAGAAGCAGCAAGAUGGCCGGCAGGAAGGGCGUCGCGAGGAAGAAGGCGGUGACCCGCUCCGUCAGGGCCGGACUCCAGUUCCCCGUCGGCCGGAUCGGGCGCUACCUCAAGAAGGGCCGCUACGCGCAGCGCGUCGGCUCCGGCGCCCCCGUCUACCUCGCCACCGUCCUCGAGUACCUCGCCGCCGAGGUCCUGGAGCUCGCUGGCGACGCGGCCAAGGAAACCAAGAAGGCCCGCAUCAUCCCGCGCCACCUGAUGAUCGCGGUCCAGGGCGACCCGGAGCUCAGCCGGCUGCUCGCCGGCGUCACCAUCGCCUACGGCGGCGUGGUGCCCUACAUCAACUCCGCGCUGCUCCCCAAGAACGGCGCCGGCGCCGCCGGGAAGGAGCCCAAGAAGAAGGCCGCCGCUACCAAGUCCCCCAAGAAGGCCGCAGCCACAAAUUAAGGAGUAGCUGUCUGCAAUUGAUAUUGUGAAUGAUCGCCACCUGCUUUUGCUUCUGAACAUUUGUCAUCUGUAUGGACUUCUCUCUUCCAUCAUCUGAAAAUCCCCCCGCUCUUUGCUCACCGAAACAAACAGGGUAGUACUCAAUUUCAGCCCCUCCUCUUAUGUUAUGUCAAUCACACAAAUAAUAGACCUAUCAAGCUGCAGGAAA
This is a messenger RNA of Triticum urartu, 720 nucleotides long. Its product is annotated as protein H2A.5-like. Gene Ontology annotation, cellular component: nucleosome. Gene Ontology annotation, molecular function: DNA binding; protein heterodimerization activity; structural constituent of chromatin. NCBI's taxonomy places the organism in Eukaryota, Viridiplantae, Streptophyta, Magnoliopsida, Poales, Poaceae. The record is from RefSeq and is a predicted model, not a curated record.